CUGCCAUCUAGUAAAGUAAAGUAAAGUCAGUUGAUGGCCGUAUGGAAAGUGGCUUUACCUUAAGCCCCACUGGUGCCAAUAAAACAAAACAAAACAGAACAGAAUACUCUACACGUUACAAAUGCUCAAGUAGUUGAAAAUGACUAGUCCUGUAGAAGUUGUAGCGGGUAGAGUCCAAGCUUAUUUAAAUCAGCCACUUGUUCCGAGAUGCAGAGAACUUUCUAGGCUUAUGGAUGAAUUAAGUACAGCAGAGUUGCAGCAUAUUUUUCCACUACUCAUACAUUCUUUAUUUGGAGUAUCAGAUAAUGUAGGAUGGGGUCUGCAUAAUGUAACUCUUAAAAGAAAUCCUCAGGAAUAUGAAGUUCUUUGUAAUUUUUUAAGCCCUCAAGGACCAAUUUUUUCUCUUUGUUACAAGUUACUUCCAGAUUGCUAUCUGAAAUAUAAUUUUCCAGUAUCAUAUUUACCAUCAAAGAUUCGCCAUAUGUUAGAAGAAGGACUCAUUCCUCCAUUUUAUUUGGAUAAACUCAAAGAUGAUCAUGUUGCUCGUUUAUCUACUGUUCUAGUUAUGAAUCCCUUUGAGUAUUACAUUUUUCAUUUUGCAUACCACCUUACAAAUCCAUGGUUGCAAAUCCAACAACAAGACAAUGCAUGGAUGAAUUGGGAAACUGUAUAUGUUGAACUGGCCAAUUGUUAUCUUUUCCAUUUUUUGCCAAGAGAUAAUUCACCAGUCUUACCGAUUAUUGGACCAUAUGUAAAAAAGACUCCACCUAGAAAAUUGAUGCAAUCUCCUGAAACUAAAAGACUACAAACUCCACGGCUUUUAAGAGCAACAAUAUUAUCUUCUAAUUCGAUGAAUCCUAAUUCAGGGAUUCCUCAGCAACAAUGUUUACCACAAGUAUGGCGAAGUGAAACAAUAAUUCAUGUUUUCCUUGACUUUUGGCUGGAAUAUACAGAAGAAGAACAGUUUUCUCCCAAUCGAAGUCCACAAAUCACUGGAUCUCUUCCUCGAAGGCAUAGUAUACAUUCUGGUGAACACAUUCGCCUUGUAAGAACUUUCAUUAAAACUUUACAUAAGUUUGCAAAUGGUUAUACAGGUGAUAAAAGUGCUAUGGAUGAAUUAAAAAGAGUAAUUCUUCCUUCUGUACAAGGAAAAAUUUAUACUUUCUUAAGAAAAGCCAUUUAUCAUUGGCCACUCGACAGCUCUUUUAGAUUGAUUUUAGAAGCUUGGUUGAGUUUUAUACAGCCUUGGAGAUAUGAUCAAGUAAUUCCUUAUACAAAAAAAAUUGAGGAUGAAGAACGGGGAAAAAUCCACGAUAUAGCCAGGUGGACACCUUUUAUAUCUAACAAUUUAUUAGCUUAUACAGCGAUUUUUCAACAACUUUUACCACGAUUUAUGAGAACAGAUCUCGUUGCUCCUAAAAAUGCUCAUAUGUUGUACAGAGUUACAAAGGUGUUUUCCCAGCCACAUAUUGCAAAAAUAUUAUUAGAAGUUGAAAGUUGCAUUGAUGAUUUUGCGUGUACACGAAAUCGUCAAACUAGUCAGUGGACUGGAAUAGUUCGACAACAAAUUCUUGAGUUAGAAGGACCAUCUUACCAAUAUGUUCCCAUGUUUUCUCCAACAACUGUCUCUCAAGUAAUAUCUUUUUUUAGUACAAUCAAGCAAGCACAUUUAACAGCAACUAGUCUAGUAGAAGCGUUAGAAAAAAGGAAGACUAGAAGAAGAUUUAUUAUGAUGCUUUGGGAAUUUUUCAAUGGUGACGAUUCUUCUUCAGAUGACAUUAGUCUAGAAGAAAGAAAAAGAGUACCAGUUUUCCUAGCCAAUGUUCAGCAACAGUUGGUAGACAUAUUUCAGAUAAAUGUCGAUAAUGUACCUCAUUCCACCGUGGUAGCAGAUCAAGAAUAUCAUGAAAGUAUUUUGUCGACAUCAUUUUGCAAUCAGUCUCAAAUGGAUCUGAGUUUGGACUCGAGUAGGCCAGGAGUUUUCGUACCUAUUCAAGACGGUCGACAAAACUGUCGAUACAUUGAGUAUAUGGGGGAUCCUGAAUUGCAACCAAUUCGAAGUUAUGAAAAUGCCUUAUUAGUUAGAUUGUUUUAUAAGUUAUGCAACUACUUUAAUACUAAGUACCAGCGGGAGAUGGCAGAAAUAUAUAGCAGAAGAGAUUUUUUGGGAAAAAUUACACGACAAAUCUUAAAGCCUCCGACCAAGGUUGUGCAAUUACCAAAACGCACGUCGAACGGAUUUUCAUCUGGAUAUGAGAAACGAUUGCCUCCGCAUAUAAGUCUUCGUUCCGCUGCAAGUUACCGUUUGAUGUCAGCGUUAGCUUUUGGAAUAUUUGUUUUUUGGCUUAUUGGAUAUGGCAUUUCCGCUUUUUUUGGUGUGUUAUUUUUUGCUUUGCUAUUCUAUAUAUUGAUCAAAGCCGUAUGUGAACCGUGGAUGCACAAUCCAACGACUGUUAGCACAACAAGAAAUCUAUCACAAGCAUUUCUUUUUCAAUAAAUGCUGUACAUGAAGCUUUUUGAUUUUCAAGACUUAAUCGGCUUUUCCUCGAGGCUGACGGUGCUUUUAUAUUGUAUUGUUUACAAUAACUUGAACCAUAAAAGUUGAUCAAAAAAAAUAUUGUUAUAGAACUAUAACAAGAAUGUUCAUGUAUAUAUUGAUAAUUAUUAUUGUAUUUGAAAAGUGAAAUUGCAUCGCCGACUUUUCUAGUAAAUUUAUUUUGAUAAAAUGUAGUUUUGGAAAAUAUUAUUUUGAUCUUUUUUAGAGAAACAAUUGAUAGUUAGUUAACAAUUACAGAUGAUAAAAUAUUAAUUAUAUACAGAGAUUAAAAAGUCAGGUGGUUUAAUAUUAAAGCGAAAAAGAUGACUGAUCCGAAAAAUCCUUUUCUUUAUUUUUGUAAAUCACUGUUUGAUAAUAAAAUCUUUG
Messenger RNA from Phymastichus coffea, 2923 nucleotides. Its product is annotated as sphingomyelin phosphodiesterase 4. The transcript has 15 exons. Gene Ontology annotation, biological process: glycerophospholipid catabolic process; ceramide biosynthetic process; sphingomyelin catabolic process. The coding region runs from base 140 to 2497 and encodes 785 amino acids. Lineage: Eukaryota; Metazoa; Arthropoda; Insecta; Hymenoptera; Eulophidae. The record is from RefSeq and is a predicted model, not a curated record. Gene Ontology annotation, molecular function: sphingomyelin phosphodiesterase D activity.